GUCAGUACACGCGCCACGUUGUGAGAGAAAGAUAACCGGCACGUUGUCUGAUUAAAUCUCGUUCCUCAUUAUAGUAUAUCACGUGGUAUAAAAGACACGAUGGUGGACAGUAUUUACCGCACACGCUCUCUCGGUGUGGCCGCUGUCGGCCUGCCGGAUCAGUACGCCGACGGUAAAGCGGCCAAAGUGUGGCAGCUGUACAUCGGAGACACCAAGAGCCGCACAGAGGAGUACCGCAGCUGGGUGGUGUCUCUGCUCAAACAACAGGGCUGUAACAUGGUGCUGGAUGUAGCCUGUGGCACGGGUGUGGACUCAAUCAUGCUUCUGGAGGAAGGGUUCAAGGUGGUCAGUGUAGAUGCCAGCGAUAAGAUGCUGAAGCAUGCACUCAAGGAGAGAUGGGUGAGGAGGAAAGAGCCAGCGUUUGAUAACUGGGAGAUUGAAGAGGCUAACUGGCUUAUGCUACCCGAAGAAAUUCAGAAGCCUGGAGACGGAUUCGAUGCGGUUAUCUGCCUGGGGAACUCGUUUGCUCAUUUACCAGAUUUUAAAGGGGAUCAGAGCGAUCAGAAGCUGGCGCUGCAGAACAUAGCCAGCAUGGUGAAACCUGGAGGAAUCCUGAUCAUCGAUCACAGGAACUACGACUACAUCCUCGAAACAGGCAAAGCUCCUCGGGGCAAGAACAUUUAUUACCAGAGUGAUUUGAAACAAGACAUCGACACCUCUGUACUCUGGGUGAACAACAAGCCCACCAUGGUGACACUGGACUACACACUGGAGAUCCCACAGCCUGAUGGAUCACAGAAAGCACCUGAGACAAGUAAAUUCCGCCUGUCGUAUUACCCGCACCGGCUGGAGAGCUUCAAGGAGCUACUGAAGGCAGCGUUCUUUGGAAAGUGCAAGCAGAAAGUUUUUGGUGAUUUCAAGCACUAUACUCCAGGACAAGGAGAAGCUCCUUGUUACUUUAUCCACGUUGUUGAAAAGACUGCUUAAGGCAAUCUUUAUGACCCCAAAUCUUUAUCUCUGCUAUUGUUUCAUACGCAUUAUCUCUGCUUCGUUUGCCAUUGUUUUAACAGCGGUCUGACCUUGAAAGCUUUCCACAACAGCAAAGGAAGAGCUGAAGACACAAUGCUGAAGAUCAUCAGUUCACACAGAAUGUGUGAAACCCAAAGAAUACUGGGGCUUUAAUGCCAGUGUUGCACCAUGGGGCUUUAAUGCCAGUGUUGCACCAUGGUGCAUCAGGCAGCUCAUAUUUGUGUGUGUGUGUGUGUGUGUGUGUGUGUGUGUGUGUGUGUGUGUGUGUGUGUGUGUGUGUGUGUGUGUGUGCCACUGAGGAUUUUGUCCAUUUUGCAAACAUCAACAGCAUAAUUCAUUUCUGAUUCCUCAGCUGUAGGUACGGUUAAUGCUUAGCUUGUGAUAGAAGCUUCCGUGAUACUAAACUUUUAUAAUCUUUUUUUUUUUAUUUUUUUAUUUGACUGUGUAUAAACAGAUCUGCAUUGCAAAAUCUAAAUACACAACUACAUCUCUUAACCUAAAGGCCAACUGAAGAAACAAAGUGUCCGGUUUACUCAUCCAUAUCUUCCGUUGAAGUCAGCUAGAAAAACCUUUUACAAACAGAACUCUUUGCUUUUCCUCCAGCUUUACUACCAUCCAUCUUUUGUUUAAAAUGUUGUUGAAAAACCUUUCAUUAACAGACUGAGGCAGAGACCCAAAUUCUCAUUACUCCCUGUAGUCUGAUUAAGGCCAAAGACUGUAUGGAUAUUUUCUUUAAAAACUGGCGUAUUAAAAAAUGUGUAUUAAAUUAACAGAGACAUUUAAAGGAUUACUCCACACCAACAUUUGGACCAACAUUUACUGAAUGUUGCAGUGUAUUCUUGCGGAGAUUAAUUUAAACAUUUAUCUCUGACUGUUUUAUCCUCGGUUAAAAGUUUUCCACAUUAUUUCACUGCUAGUGAAAAAAGUUCAAAUUUUAAUUCUAAUACCGUCGCCAAAGGAGUUAUACCUGUCCUCACAUACAGUAGAUUGUCAACUAGCCUACCCAAGGCUCUGUCGUAACUCAGCACAACUACACAUGUUAACCUACGUUAGAGAGGCUCACAAUCGGUAACUCGUCACUGGGUUAAUGCUGAGUUAACUGGAAAAUAUAGCACUAGCUGUAUCAAAUCAUUUAAUGCAUUUCAUGGUCCUUUAAGACUGUGAUAGUGUUUACAAAGCUCACAGUCUCCAGCUGCUGAAAUGAUCAUUGAUUGACUGAGUUUAUAGAAUGUUUAAAUAUGCACUACAGAAAAAUGUAGAAUCGUACAUUUUCUCAUCCAAACGGUUUGUUGAUAUGUUAUUAAUGUUUCACUUGCUCAAGUGUUUGUUUGGUCUGUCUCCAAAGUGCAGAGUUCAGGUAGAAAUUGUUCAACCACUGCUUGUCCUAAUGUGACCUAAAAUGAAUGAAGUGUAAUUUCAGGUCACUUUAGGACCUUUUCAAGAUUGUUUGUACUUUCAGAUAUACAUAAUGACAUGUCAAUAUUAUAUUGUUCUUGCUAAAGUACCGUUUUUGUAUAAGUAAGAAUCUACAUUAUACUGACAUAGUAUUUUGGUAUAUGUUAUUGCAGUGUAAUCAGAAAUGAUCAAACUGUUGGUUAUUUUAAGGCAGCAGCUGAUUUUGUAUCUUGAUGGUUUUUUGGCUGAAAGUGAACGAACACGUUCAGAACGAACGCCUUGUUGUCCAAAUGCUUUUAAAUCUGCGAACAGUGUAUAAUUUCUUUUUGUUGAUUUAUAUAAAAUUACAUGUAAAUAAUUAUAGACAAGAUAAAGAAAAGUCUUAUAUUACAGAGAUUUACAGAACUUUAAUUAAACUGCUGUGUUAAUAUUUGAUAUUUUCUGUCGAUUAGAAGAUAUAAAAACCACAGUAUGAAUGUUAGUAUUCAUUCUUGUUUGAAUUCAUUAUUUGUAUAAGAAUAAAGUACAUACACACAAAUAUUUUUGCCAAAACACAAUCACUUAAUCCCAUAUUUUUGUGCAUCAUUAAAGUCAAAAUGGCAAAAUUA
This is a messenger RNA of Tachysurus vachellii, 3032 nucleotides long. RefSeq names its product glycine N-methyltransferase (gene gnmt). The coding region runs from base 100 to 987 and encodes 295 amino acids. Lineage: Eukaryota; Metazoa; Chordata; Actinopteri; Siluriformes; Bagridae. Gene Ontology annotation, cellular component: cytosol. The transcript has 6 exons. Gene Ontology annotation, molecular function: S-adenosyl-L-methionine binding; glycine N-methyltransferase activity; glycine binding. Gene Ontology annotation, biological process: S-adenosylmethionine metabolic process; protein homotetramerization; regulation of gluconeogenesis. The record is from RefSeq and is a predicted model, not a curated record.